UUUCAACUCGAAAACAGCAAUGAUAACAAUAGCGUUGCCUUGCAUCAUGAUUCAGAACUUCACACGCCCUUCAGUGAAAUAAGAUUAGAGGAAAGGGAAGACGCAGAACCUACGCAGGAUAAUUUGGAAAUGAACGAAUAUGCACCACUUAAUCCGGCAACCCGCUCAUGGGAAGUGAGAAGAGAAAAUGUAAUCAUUGAGACGGUCAUUGGAGGUGGUUCUUUGGGUCAAGUCCAUCGGGGAAUAGCUUCAAACUUGCCAGGAAGAGAGGGAAGAAUGACUGUGGCUAUAAAAAUGCUUCAUGGUGACAGUACAAUCGCGGAGAGAAACGAUUUGAUGUCAGAACUCGAAGUUCUGAAGAAACUCAAGCCUCAUCCCCACGUGAUUAAACUGCUGGGAUGCGUCACUGAAUCAGGUAAACAAAAUCACGAAACCGUUAUAUGAGACAAACUUCUAUCCCUUUCUAAUGGCAUACAAAUGGAUAUAAUGUUUUUUAACGUUUCACCUCAAAAUGCUCCUUUAAAUCUAUUGAAAAUCAUGCUAAAGCCGCGCCCCAUCCUAUUUCCCUAAAGCUAAGCUUUAACUUUAUUUACUGUAUUCUUCCUCUUUCAACACACAGACCUUUCUUUAUUUCUAAUCUCAACAGCAUAUAACUGU
Molecule: messenger RNA, 657 nt
Organism: Stylophora pistillata
Lineage: Eukaryota; Metazoa; Cnidaria; Anthozoa; Scleractinia; Pocilloporidae
Product: tyrosine kinase receptor Cad96Ca-like
Source: RefSeq, a predicted model, not a curated record